AUGCAAAACAAACAAUUACUUGUACUUUUUGGCUUGUUAUUGAUAGUCGCCAGUUUGUGUCUCGUUAUCGAUCGGGUGAAAGCAUCCAACGAUGAUGAUGAUAUCACACUUCAAGAAGAAACACCGGAACCAAAAAAUAUUAAAGUUACAUGUGGAAGUAUUAUUAAAUUACGACACAAAGGAAUGGCUUGUAGAUUACAUAGUCAUGCCGUAAAAUAUGGUAGUGGAAGUGGACAACAAUCAAUUACUUGCUAUCCAGGAGAAGGUGAUGAAAAUAGUUAUUGGGUAAUUAAAUCGGCAUACAAUCCAUCAGGAAAGAGUGAUCUUAAGGAAUGUCCACAAGGUACAGUCCUUAAACAAGGUACUGUUAUCAGAUUGGAACAUGCUCAAACAUCAGCUAGAUUACACUCUCAUCUUCACAUUUCACCUCUCUCCAGACAACAAGAAGUCAGUUGUUAUGAAGGACAAGAUACUGGUGAUAACUGGAUUGUUGAAUUGGUUAGUGGAAAUAGUUCUUCUGAAUUGGAAAAGGGCGAAGGAAUUAGAUUUAAACACGUCGAUACUGGAAAGUAUCUCCACUCCCAUAACAUGCAAUAUGGUCAUCCAAUUCCUGGUCAAUUUGAAGUUACAAGUGUUGCCUCAUCAAACUCUAACACUGUUUGGGUUCCAGAAGAAGGUGUCUACUAUCCAACACUUAAAGAAUUGGAACAUUAA
Molecule: messenger RNA, 714 nt
Organism: Naegleria gruberi
Lineage: Eukaryota; Heterolobosea; Eutetramitea; Acrasida; Naegleriidae
Exons: 1
Coding region: 1-714 (237 amino acids)
Source: RefSeq, a predicted model, not a curated record